UGUGGCAAAAUCUGUUUUGCAAAUAAAAAACAUCAACAGCUAAUAAAGAGUCAACUUGACGCCAGAUUUUGUUGCUGCUGAGCUUUUUGCCAUACGAUUAUGACGGCAAAGACCACUUCAAAUGCAAAAAUAGAAAUCAAUAAAAGAAUCGAUUUACACGAAAAAGAAAAAAUUGAAUUAAUUGAACCCACCACGGGUAAAUUAUAUUUUGAACAUAAAACGGAGUUGAUCUUCUGUAAACCCCAUUUGAUGCCCUUGAAAUCUCAAGCGCUGGAGCGUUUGGAAGAAAUGCAACGUGAUACCGCAAAACAAUUGCAAGAAAAACGUUUACGGGGCAGUUACACCACUAAAAAGAACUAAAAAAAAAUAUUUACAGUAGCAGCAACAACAAAAACGCCAGCAACAAGCACCCUUUGCACCUCACUCUACAUAGGAAUUAAAUAAAAA
Lucilia sericata (common green bottle fly) is the source of this 447-nucleotide messenger RNA. RefSeq names its product BBSome-interacting protein 1 (gene BBIP1). Gene Ontology annotation, cellular component: BBSome. Gene Ontology annotation, biological process: receptor localization to non-motile cilium; cilium assembly. Bases 100 to 360 code for a protein of 86 amino acids. NCBI's taxonomy places the organism in Eukaryota, Metazoa, Arthropoda, Insecta, Diptera, Calliphoridae. The record is from RefSeq and is a predicted model, not a curated record. The transcript has a single exon.